This is a messenger RNA of Epithele typhae, 1794 nucleotides long. RefSeq lists its product as uncharacterized. NCBI's taxonomy places the organism in Eukaryota, Fungi, Basidiomycota, Agaricomycetes, Polyporales, Epitheliaceae. Bases 1 to 1794 code for a protein of 597 amino acids. The transcript has 5 exons. The record is from RefSeq and is a predicted model, not a curated record.
AUGUACCGACUAGCCCAUGCGUUCCCCGCCCUUCAGUCCCUUGAACUGUUCUCGGUCGACUGCAAAGCUCUUUCCCCCGACCGAGCGCUCAUCUCAAUAAGAACAUGCGGGAGGCUGUUUGCACAUCUCAAGCUUGACGGCGGUUACCAGCCCGAGUUCUACCCCAUAAGUUGGUCAACGUUAACACACCUUGAUCUCAGCCUGAAAUGGCUCAGUGAAGAAGGCUUAACAUUUGCAAGCUGUACCAGUCUUGAACGUCUCUCUGUGAAAGUGUCCGAGAGCGACGGAUCAGAUUUCUUCUCCCACCCCGGGUUGCUCCAGGGACUGGAUGCGCUAAUGGGCCUUGGUCUUCCGAAAUCGCUACGGGCCCUGGAGAUCACUCUAGACAAAUCUCUCGCCUAUUUUUUUGGGUUGGAGGGCAGCAGUGAUCAACAAACGGCCCUCCGCAACUUCACACGGCUUGUGACGGACCAUAUCUUUCUUGGAACGACCGGAGUCAAAAUUAUAGUCGGAAACUCGACACAGAAUCUCGUCAACAUGUGGAGGGCAUCGUUGGAGCGUACGUUUGCAUCACUCCAUGAGCUGAAGCUUCUGCGGGUUGAGUUCGUGUACUCUGAAGGGUUCUCGCCUGAGCUGUACGGGCAUCCCACGGAGGUGGAACAUCUGACCAUCUCUCGGGACGGGAGUCAAAUCGUCAUAUUUCGCCUACUCCACAUCGAACAGGAAGGAUAUGGCCCUGACAGCGAGCCCCAGGAAACGGGAACCAUCGAGGCAUCCGCGGGCGAAGCGAUCGUCGCUUCAAGCUGGUCCCCAGAUAGCACGCAAAUCCUGGCCCUGAUGGUGCCCUCAAUCGUCCUUCACGUUUGGGAUGCGGAGGACUUGACCCUCAUUCGCUCUCUCCGCUGUCCUUCUUUCCCACUCCCAUUUAAGGCAGUUCGCAUGUCAAUAAACACCCAUUACGCUCUGAUCCACUUCACCGGCCAGGACCGCUUCUUGAAGGACCGGCGCCCGGAUGACAAAGUCUAUGUCAUCAAUCUGGUUUCAGGAGAAACUCACCCCCGUCUGGUCGACCUCCAAGUUGUGUCUCAAGCCGUGCUGCAAUGCGGCUCCGAGCCCGGCGAGUUCACUGUGCUCGCACUGACCAAAGACGGUACCCUCGUGGUGGACCGCGGCGAAGAAGACCCACGUAGCUCUUCUACUGCUCCUCCGGCGCCGUCACCACUCUUCGGGUUCACCCCCGAGGCUUUAUCCGCCGACGGGACUCGCGCGUUGUGUUUCGUCGGUGCGGUGUCGUCUUUCCGUGAACCUCUUGCCUCUGCUCCGCGGUUCUGCGUUGUGGACACCACCACCGGAGAGAUACUGUCGGGGCCAUUCGGAGGCGAUCGGCCUUCGGUGAUCAUUGGUGAAUACCCCAGCAUGGAUAUUGACCGGCGUCGCUCUUCACCGUACCGCGGAGGGUGGUUUUGGAGCACGCAGCAUGGCAGGCUUUACCGAACUCUUGCUCUCGACCACGAACAAAACGUCGGUCGAGUCGCAGUCACGCACGACGGGUCAAUGGUCGGAUGGUCGGAUCGGCGCGGGGUCGUGCACUUCCAUCGGAACGUGGGCGAUGAUGCGACACUAAUUCCGGGAAGAGUCAAGAAGAGCGAAGGUGCAGGAGUAAAGCUCAGGAAGUCAGAUGAACGAACGAACACCAGGGGAAAAGACGUCCAAGGGCGCCGCGGAGGAGGAAGGGGAAGGGAUACGCGAACGCGGAAGAGAGGAGGAGAAGACAAGCCGAGAUGGAAAUACUAG